Molecule: messenger RNA, 276 nt
Organism: Schizosaccharomyces osmophilus
Lineage: Eukaryota; Fungi; Ascomycota; Schizosaccharomycetes; Schizosaccharomycetales; Schizosaccharomycetaceae
Product: heat shock factor binding protein
Exons: 4
Coding region: 1-276 (91 amino acids)
Molecular function (GO): transcription corepressor activity
Source: RefSeq, a predicted model, not a curated record
AUGAGUAAAACAGAAAUUGGAAAACAGGAACCUUUAGAGUCUACAGAAACCGGUUCCGGGAUCAAUGCAAUGACAAACAAGUUGUUGGACGAUGUUUCCAAUGAAUUUGAAAACUUGCGAAAACAGUUUGUCGAAAAGCUGGAAGCAAUGACCAACCGACUUGACAGCUUGGAGGAUUCUAUGAGGACUUCUUUCAGCUCAUCACCAUUGGCGUCGCCAUCUGCUACAAAUCCUACGUCGAAUCCUUCAACCAUAGGAGAAGACCAGAAGCAAUGA